Nematolebias whitei (Rio pearlfish) is the source of this 989-nucleotide messenger RNA. RefSeq names its product nucleolar protein 7 (gene nol7). Bases 22 to 696 code for a protein of 224 amino acids. Lineage: Eukaryota; Metazoa; Chordata; Actinopteri; Cyprinodontiformes; Rivulidae. Gene Ontology annotation, molecular function: RNA binding. Gene Ontology annotation, cellular component: nucleus. The transcript has 8 exons. The record is from RefSeq and is a predicted model, not a curated record.
AGUAGGCGGUGCUAAACAAACAUGGCGUCAUCCGCGAAACGGCUCGUGGCAAAGAAACGAGUGAAAACGAUGUCUCUGAAAGGGAACGUUGACAACGGGAAGCCAACAAAGACUGUAAACGUGUCUUCUGAGUCGAGCGACGAUGAGGUACCGGAGGAGGUUACGUUUGAGGACUCCAAGGCUCAGGCUCUGCGGAGCAUGAAGCAGGCGCUGGACACGGUCCGAAGAGAGAAGGAGCUGCUGAAGGAGAAGAGGAGGAAAAGGCAGGAGCUGUUCCAGGAGCAGAAGAAAAGAAAGCUCCUACCAGCUGAAGUGUUGGAGGAAAUCGACUCGACUCCUUCAAAGGAGCAGAAACAGUCUGAGAAAGAAGCCGAAGAGGAGGCGGCGAAGGAAGCAGGGGGCAAAAUUGAAAAGAAAAGAAGAAGACCGUCAAAUGUCAGAGACUUUCAGGGGAAGUACACGGUGAUGACGGUGACUAAGCGAGAGGAGUCAUGUUUCCAGCAGCGGGCAGCAGAGGCUUUCCUCCAGUCGCGGCUGUACGGACCGGGAACCUGCAGGGGCACAAAUAACGAGGUUCUCUCCCUCCAGAAUAAGACGGGAAAGAACAAAAGACCAGCUGUUCAGUUUAUUAAGAAAGACUGGGCCUCUAAGGAAAAGAAGAGGUGGAUCCACAAGCGGAAGGUUCCCUCCUGCUGACGAGACGAACGGAGAAUUUGGUUUAUCAGAACCGUGAACUGGGUCAGCGGACGACCUCUACACCAGGCUGUGAGCUCACAGAGCUCUGACUUCCUGAGGACAUCGCAGCCAGUGGUCAGAAACGAGAAGGAAGCAGCUGUUUGGGACGGUGAAGAGACUGAAUGUGAAGAUUUACAGCUAAAUUAAAACCAUUUUCAUUUCCAGAACAGAACCCUUGAAUGAACUGGUUCAAAAUGUUUUUGCUUGAACAGAUCAGGUUUUUUUUUUUUCUUUGAGCAUCUUGUGAAACCAUC